ACCACUAUUUCCUAGUGUGCAUUGUUGUACUAAACAGAGUUGCGUUUUUACAGAGGCCGUCCUUUCUUUUACAGAGAGUUUUCGUGGUCUGAGCAUGGCCAAGACAUCGCCACUUUCCUUGUUCCCGUUGGUUCUUAUAUUUCUAUUCUCUGGCAGUUAUUCACUUCGGUGUAGGUACAACCAGUUUAAAGUUCAAGAUGUGAUGGGUAACUGGUCAUGUAUUGAUUGCCGCAAGUGCCCUCCUGGUUAUGGCUUGACUCCACAAUGUUACAAUGAAGUUGAAUAUGGUACCCGUAUUGAGUGCAAAAAAUGUGAGCUUGGAAAAACAUAUUCUGAUGCUCAUAAUACUGGAUCUUGCAUUUCAUGUGGAAUUUGUGCCAAACAUGAAAAAGUCCACCAUAAAUGCAAUUUGACAUCAAAUUCAGAGUGCGGAAAAUGUGACAAAGGCUUCUAUAGUGAAGGAUUAACUGGAGAUUGUAAGCCAUGUUCCUUUUGUUGCUCAUUUCUUCCCAACCACUCUGAUAUAAGCAAUAGCGUGAAAGAUGAAUGUAAAAACAUGCCAUACUAUCAACGAUGUGAUGCCAAUGUUAUCAAUUGUCAAGCACCAAAAUGUAGAGAUGAUCAAUACCUUGUUGUAGCAAACAAAAGAGGUGGUGCACGAUGUGUGAACUGUAAAAUUUGUCCAGCAGGAACAUCACCGUCUAUUCGAUGUGGAAAUGGAGAUAAACUGGAAAGUAUUGAUGAAGUCAAAUGUAUGAGCUGCUCUCUUGGUGAAACAUAUUCUGAAAAGCCAGGUACACACCGUUGCAAGCCAUGCUCAACUUGCUCAUUUGGACAGAUAGAACUGACAACCUGUAAUCUGACACAUGAUAGGGUUUGUGGAAAUUGUGACAAAGGAUUUUAUAGUAUAAAUGGAACAGAAUGCAAGCCAUGCUCUGCCUGCUGUGGUGAUGAACAAGAUGUUCAAAUUCCAGAAUGUGUGAGACAUAAUAUGCCAAAGAGUAUGCAAUGUAGUUAUACUCAGAGAUCCAUCAAAGUAUGUCAAGAACAAAGCUCAACUGAGAUUGUCAUUCAACAGAAACGCACAAUCACUACAACAUUAUGGAUUGUGAUGAUAGUAGGGAUAUGUUUUGCAACCAUGGCAUUGGUGUGGUUGGGAUACUUGAAAUACAAAAAGAAUAGAGAUUCUCUCAGUAGAAUUUUCUAUACUCAGUUGCAGCCAUCUUUAGAGGAAGUGCCCCAAGGCCAGAGUCUUUUAAUGCCAUUGGAGGAACCAAUAGCUGAUGGAGCACAGGAGACUUUAUCUUUUGAUAAAUCAGGUGUUUUAGUCCAGUUCAGGGAUGCGAAUAGUUUCUUCAAUGAUGCUCAAGGAAUAAGACUAGAGAUAUGUUGGGAUAUUAACAGUAUCAAGGUGCCACUUCAAUCUGGUGAAGUGCAGCUUAGCCCUGUGAUAAAAUUUCAUCCUUAUGGGGUGCAACUAUCCAAACCAGUACAGGUCAGGAUACCACACAGUGCCCUAGUGCUUUUUAGUAAUGGCUGGGAAAUCAAAUUAAAAAGCUCUAGACCACAUAAUGAAUCAAUCAUAUGGAGGGAGGAAACUCUGUUUGAAGUCCAUAAUAAUGAAGUCAGCUUUCAAGUGGAUAAUCUUAGCUCCUACGUAGUCAUUGGUACAUCACUGGCAAAUGACAAACCAACAAAAAAGCGCCUUCAGUGUGCUGUUUUUGGUGGAGAGGGUACAGUUGGUGUGGACUACACAGCAUACUUAUAUGUGUUUGAUGACUGUGAGGCAUCAUUAGAGAAAAUCAUGCAAGAAGAGAGGUCAAAUGGAAGAAUCUUGUUGGGUUCCCCCCAGUCUCUCUAUGUCGAAACUGUGAUGAUCAAAACUGAUAUCAAGAUUUCUGUAAAAGAACCAGUUGAGGGGUGGACUGUCGGAGACAUUAAACCAGAGAGUAUUACACAAAAGAGUUUGAAGGAAUCUUAUCAAACAAUACCUAAGGCAGAAAUACUUUUUAAACAUGACAGUGGCCGCAACAGAGAUUUCCUUUGUGUAUUUGAACUAAUUAAUGAAGAAUCAACAACAACCAUUUGUGCAGUUGCCUCAAUUAAAGAGGACCCAUUUAGGAGGUCUCAGGAGCAGCAACCAAGCUUCAGUAGUGACCGCCAUUGUUUAGUGACAGGCAGGAACUUGUGUGAUCCAGUGAUUGUUAAUGAAGAAAAGGCGUCCCUUUGUCUUGAAAAACUCCCAAAAGAAGUUUUUCGUACUGUUUGCGUGACCCUGGAUAUGCCCCUUAAAGGAGUUGGCAACUGGCGACAUGUUGGAGCAUCCCUUGGAUUCAAGGAGCAAGAAAUUCAGCGUUUUAGAGAUGAGAUGUUAACUCCUGAAGGAAGUCCUUGCAUGGUGAUGUUGGAGGCGUUGAUAGUCAAGUCGCCGCUUUUUACAGUCGCAGAAUUAGUGCAGAUCCUUCAAGCAAGAAAUAUUCAGCGCUUCGAUGUUGUAGUAAUCCUUGAACCUUAUUUAUACGAGCCAAUCCUUGAGAACAGUCUUGCAUGAAAUGUCCACUAAAAUGUGAAUAUACUCUAGCACUUUUACGUAUAGGAUAUUAAUGAAAUUAAACUUAUAAUUUGGUUGUGGUUUAGUUAACAAGGUCACUGCUUCAGAGAUCGAUGUUAAACUUAAAGUUAAGAAAGAUGUCAGUUUGAAGAAUAAAGUCAGUGCAUAAUAGCAUUUGUAAUGAGAAUGUCUCUUAAGCUUUGGGAUCUAUGGUGAGAAAAAAUGAAAAAUGGAAGUUCGUAUCACAAGUUAAAUUUCCUUGAUUGCCAUCAAUUUAUAGCCAGUAGCACUUCAAUGAAAUACAGGCUAUAAUGAUAUUAUAAAUGCCUAGUAUGCAUAUAAUUUAGUAGUGUGAAACGUUGUACACUUUUCUGUAAGACCAAUGGUUAUGAAUUCAGAGUUGACAACUGUCCCUGCUACGAUAUUUAAUAAGUGAAUAAUUCCCACAGUAAUGUUCCAAGUUAAGCAACUUACACACACACAGUAAAAUAUUAGUGCACUGCUUUUGAAAUUGUCCGCCUUACAUAUCAGCUGAUUUAAAAAUAAGAAAUAUUAAACAAAAAAUACGAAGAAAAAUUAAAACAACAACGACAACAACAAACAAACAAAACUAUGGAAAAAGAGUGAAAAUUGAAUAAAAGA
This is a messenger RNA of Pocillopora verrucosa, 3193 nucleotides long. The record is from RefSeq and is a predicted model, not a curated record. NCBI's taxonomy places the organism in Eukaryota, Metazoa, Cnidaria, Anthozoa, Scleractinia, Pocilloporidae.